This is a messenger RNA of Nothobranchius furzeri (turquoise killifish), 3973 nucleotides long. It is a transcript of the gene siah1, whose product is annotated as siah E3 ubiquitin protein ligase 1. Gene Ontology annotation, cellular component: cytoplasm. Lineage: Eukaryota; Metazoa; Chordata; Actinopteri; Cyprinodontiformes; Nothobranchiidae. The record is from RefSeq and is a predicted model, not a curated record. Gene Ontology annotation, biological process: proteasome-mediated ubiquitin-dependent protein catabolic process; multicellular organism development. Gene Ontology annotation, molecular function: zinc ion binding; ubiquitin conjugating enzyme binding; ubiquitin protein ligase activity.
UUUGGAAUACAGAUUUUAUUUUCUUCUCUGCUUUCAACAGGAAAAGACUGUGAGGUAGAUGAAAAGUAAAAUAUAUGAAUGGAAAUCAUAACAAAACUAAAAUAUUAGGUGAACAGAAAUGACAAGUUACAGUGAAGCCAUUUUCAAGCAACUGCAUUGGUAUCGGUACCGAUACCAGUAUCGUAUCGGUGCAUCCCCAGUUGUAACGGGACGUUUUGAUUUUCACCUGUCAGGUGGAUCCGUUUAGAGAUGUGCACACCAGGUAUGCUGGCAGGUGUAACUACCCGCUGGCGUUGAAAGUAAAAUCACAAUCUCAGAAACACUGAAGGACUUUUGGGAGGCAGGUGUUGUGUUGAAAAUGCAUCCCUGGCAUUAAAACCAACUUAGUGGAACAUGUUACCACAACCUGGUGGUUCUGACGCCGUGUAUUUAAACGACUCUUCAAAUGUUGGAAAAUCACCACCCGUCUCUCAUGAAUGCAGACCCAGCAGGGUACAGUGGAGGAUAGUCUUUAGUGUUUGUUUUCGGCUGAGCUGAUGGUGACAUCAUGGUGUCCUGCUGUAGCUCCAGCGCUGCUGCUGGGACAUGUCGGUUAGUUUAGUUUGGGGAUUUUACACAACAUUUAAAGUUCAAGCUUAAGGUGGAGACUGAGGCACACUCCCGGAGGUUUGACUAUUUUGAAUGGGAAUGAUUUAACCUGCGGAGCAGGAACGCUGAGGGAGAAGACGAGUGAAACUAGGAAAGGAAAAGCAGUGAGAAAGUGAGGUUUGGUGUCAGUGAGGGCAGCUGGUGGUGCAGCCUGCAGCGAGACGGGCUGAAAUCUGAGCCGUGCACAACCACAGCACUGCACGGGGUGGGGGUGAAAUAUGCAGGCUUUAUGCUGACAUAACCAUGUGAGAGGCACAGAGAGGGAAGGGAAAAUCAGGCCCGUUAAAUCACAGGUCUGAUGGGAAAAUAGGGAAGAGUGUGUUUGGACUGACAUCUGAUGGCUGCUGGGCUCUUUUACACAAACACGCGACACCUACGUCACUACAGGAGACGACACCCCAUGAACACCGGUGGAGGGAGGGAGGGAGAUUUCGGACUUUCCCUUCUUUUCCUCUUCAGACUCUGGAAACACUGGGCUCUGAUUAUUCCUGUCGUAACGCCGUGAAGGAAUUGUUUUUUGCUGCUGGAACCAUGUCUUGCUCUCAUUUUGGUUGCAAACCAGCGUUUUGGAAAAGCGCUUUGUAGGAGAGUUUUUUUUUUACACACUUCUGCAGUUUGGUGCCAAAUAGUUCCUGAAAACCUGGCCCAAGGAGCCACGGAGGUGGAACGCACACAUGGAUAAUUGUCCAGUGUUGGAGGAAGCGUGGUGGGAUGAAGCUUUUUACUGAAACGGAAAACGACGCUGUGUCGGCGGUUCCACGUCCUUUUGUGUAAUCGUCCUAGUCUUUGUUUUUUCGUUUGGCUCGUACCCGACAGACAGACUGCUGCAGUUCCCACCUAAUAAAGGAAUUAUUCAUGCUCGUAGCUUAUUUUCCUCCCCAUCCUGUUAUUUUUAGUGGGUUUGGAGGACUUGUUUCCUGUUGCGUGGACCCAGCCUUCGUCUCUUUACUACAACAUAUCCGAGGGGCAGGAGGAAGAAACAUGAUCCGAUGUUUGGGGCAGCAGCAGUGUGUGGUUUCUGUGGAAAAGGUCUGGGGAAUGUGGCGGGGGGGCGCUGCAUAAAUGUCUUUGGUCCAAGUGAAAUCAAAGCCAGCGAGCGUAGCUCUACCGUCUCCACCCUGGAACUCCCUGCUCCGACUCUUCUCAUGUGUCGCCACGAGGGAUGUCCACACGCCUAAAGAGGUCCCUUCAUUUCAAGAUCAGACGAAAGCCUUAUUUGGAAAUCUUAUGGACGAAGAAAUGAGUCGCCAGACCGCCACCGCGCUGCCCACAGGAACUUCUAAGUGCCCUCCCUCUCAGCGCGUGCCCACCCUGUCGGGCACCACGGCCUCCAACAGUGACCUGGCCAGCCUGUUCGAGUGUCCGGUCUGCUUUGACUAUGUCCUGCCCCCCAUCCUGCAGUGCCAGUCGGGACACCUGGUGUGCUCCAACUGCCGGCCCAAGCUCACCUGCUGCCCCACCUGCAGAGGCCCCCUGGGCUCCAUCAGGAACCUGGCCAUGGAGAAGGUAGCCAACUCGGUGCUCUUCCCCUGUAAGUACGCCUCAUCAGGCUGUGAAGUCACUCUGCCUCACACCGACAAGACCGAGCACGAGGAGCUGUGCGAGUUCCGACCAUAUUCCUGCCCGUGUCCCGGAGCCUCCUGCAAGUGGCAGGGAUCCCUGGAUGCAGUCAUGCCACACCUGAUGCACCAGCACAAGUCCAUCACCACACUGCAGGGUGAGGACAUCGUGUUCCUGGCGACAGACAUCAACCUGCCCGGCGCCGUGGACUGGGUCAUGAUGCAGUCCUGCUUCGGGUUCCACUUUAUGCUGGUGCUGGAGAAGCAGGAGAAGUAUGACGGCCACCAGCAGUUCUUCGCCAUCGUGCAGCUCAUCGGGACUCGCAAGCAGGCAGAAAACUUCGCAUACCGGCUGGAGCUCAACGGUCACCGGCGCCGGCUCACCUGGGAGGCGACUCCACGCUCCAUCCACGAGGGCAUCGCCACGGCAAUCAUGAACAGCGACUGCUUGGUGUUUGACACAUCGAUCGCACAGCUGUUUGCCGAGAAUGGCAACCUGGGCAUCAACGUCACCAUCUCCAUGUGCUGAGGACUCCCAGGUGACGAGCAUCAGAUUGUAAAGGAGGGUGGGGGGUGCAUUUUUUUAGGGGUCACGUCAGUGCUGACCUCACAGCCCCACCCCUCCCCUCUGUGACAUGGAUCUGGACUGUGAUUGGGCUGCAGUGAGGGCCCAGGCUGUUAUGUAUGGAUGAGUGAAGCGCAUUAGGACAUACCUGUGUAGUGAAGACUUGUCAGACUCACCUGUGAUUGGCUGGAUUGUUUAGUUCUAGUCCCGUUUUGUUUCUCCUCAUCCUGAAGGUCAUGUCAAGGACAAUACAACAUGGACUCCUGGUCAGUGCUAACAAGCUAGCUUGCCAGCUAGCUUCUUUUCAAAAAUCCAAAUGUAGACGAACGGAGAUCUGAGUGGCUGCUAUCAACUCACUCAUCCAUAAAACCUCUUCCCAAACGCUCGUUUCACCUGUGACUGAUAACGAUUUAGACGUUGGACCGGACGGCUGCAGCACCAGAACCCUGGAUCUGUACUAAGUGUUCAUAAAACAGGCUCACCUGGUCUGACCCGGCCAGCUCAAAGGUCAAACUGGGACAGCCGUAGUUGAUAGUUAAUCGACUCCGAACGGGAAGCUCUGAGCCGGAUCUUUACCUGCUCUAUUUUUUGGACUAGCUGUAGUGUGCCGUCACACACGACAACACACCUGUCCUCUGCACCACACACACUGAGCAGGUGAGACCUGACCGAGGAACAGAAGUUUUUCAGAACUAGGAAGAGAUUAAAAAACACUACAUUUCACUUUAGUUUGGAGGUUUUAUUUCAUGCGUCUGUUUCUAAACUGUUUUAGUUGUUUUUGUAUGAAAGGAGCAUGAAAAAGAUGGAUCUGUGGUUCAGACCUGCUAGACUGUCGUUUCUCCUCCAUCUGAACGCCCAACCUGGAUUAGAGACAGUUCCUCUGUUCAAAUGUUUAUUAUUACUGAAUAGAGAUAUAAAGAUCAUUUUUGUAUCGACUUUUAAAAACUAAAAAGCAGUUGUAAAAUAUGUGGCUAAAGUUCGGUGAUUGUCGUUUUUGUUCUCCUGAAGGUUGAUUUUUUUCUCCCAGAGUUGGGCUUUCAUCUCUGUCCUCCUGUGGUCCGUCUCUCUGUCCUUCCUGUUUGUCUGCGGAGGGAAAAGUCAGUCAUCUCUCUGUCCUCACGUGGAGUUCCAGUAAUGCUGCUCUCCUUCAAGCUCAUGACUUCUGUUUCGUUUGUCAUUAAAUAAAUCUAUCUUUUUCAUA